AUGGCUCGAGAAAAUAAUUUCGAAAAUGAUAAUGAUGAUGAUGCCAUGGACAAUACCAUGAAAAGAAAAUUCCCUGAUAACAUAUUAGCAGCAGCUGGUUUAAAAAGACCGCACAAACGUGAUGAUGCAGGCUCCAGUUCGAUUCCUAUAGAUGAUGCUAUUAUUGAAGUAAUUAAUGAUUGGAUAGAGGAGAAUCCGUCGCUGUUAGAAGACUUACAUACUAAACUGGAACAUAUUUACUCGUCUAAGCGACACAAUGGUUUCAACAAGAUUCGUCAAUUUUAGACAUAUAUGUUUAACUUUUAAUACUAUCGACUAUUAAAAAAAGGAAGAAAUUUACUUUAACAUGUACAAAAUAUUUGAAUUGAAUCUUAAUUAAGAUAGUUCACUUUUGAGAAGAAUAUAAAUCAUAGACAUUAUCAUACAUUUCUUUUAUAAUGAUGUCGUGAUUUAGAAACGUAUUCAUGCUCGACGUUAAUCAAAUGAGAAAUAUUCAAAUAUUGUUAGAAGAUGAAGUAACAGUUUUUGUAAAAUAAUUAUUUUAGAAAUGAGAAGAAAAUAAGUGAAUAAAGUUUUGACAAUCGUCGUAGCCAUAAGAAUCAUUUAUAAUCCAUAUGAUAUUUAAUAAAAAAACUGAUUAUAAACAUUGAUGUUGAAAUCAAGUUGUAUAGGAAUAAUAAUUUCCUUCUUUUUUGAAUGAUUCAUUAUUCACAUAGACAUCAAGCUUAUUGUAAAUGCUAAAAUAUUUCGUUUUGAAUCAAUUCAUAUUUUGAAUAGUUAUAUUAGCAUUGUUCAUCUGCCAUAUCAUUGACAAUUCCAUUAUUAAAUCAUUUCAUUUAUUCAAUUUGAAAGAAACAAAUGAAUAAGAUCAUUAACCCGAUUGAAGUCUUAUGGAUGAUUCAGAAAUUAUUUCAUGUUAAACAUAAUAAUUAUUUCGAAGCGUUUCGUUAUCAAGUACAUAAUAUAUUAGAAUAAAAUGUUUAUUCUAUAUAACUCGUAUGUAUGAGUAUUUCUCUUUAUUUUAUGUUAAAUCACUUUGUUUUAUUUUAGAUUUUAUUCUUUUUUUUUUUUUUUAAACAAUAAAUAUAAUUAAUCACUAGAAAUUAACAUAGGUUAUGAUUAAUAAAACGCUCAUUUCUUAUUCUAAUCUUUACAUAAAUUUGUACUAACUAUGCUUCUGUUUUUGAAUUUUAAAUAAAAGAAAAUUAUUCAUUCCACAUAAGAAUGUUCUAUGUUAAUUAUUCCACAAGAAAGAAUUGACGAUUAUUCAAAAAUUAUCAUUCAGAGUGUAGACCAAGUGAACGUAAUCAUAAAUAGUAGACUUAUGCUAGGCUUCCUAUUUUUAGAGCAUAGGAUGUCACUUUGUUUUGGUGAAAGAUAGAAAGCAUGAUGUUUUGGAUAAAGUGUAAAUAAUUUGAUGACAAUACGAAAAGAUGAUGUACAUUUAAGAAGCAAAAAUACAGAUGAUGUUAAAAUAUAAACUCAAAAAUGGACGAUUGGGAAAUACGAAAACGAUAGUUCUAAUCUCUGGUGUAAUUUGACCUCAAAAGAUUUUUUGUGGUGACAAAUUGCGUGGAAAUAUAAAAACUUUCCGCUUCAUAAAAAAAAGCCAAAAUUUGAAUCAAUUGUAUCACCUUGAAAAUAUUACACAUUUUUGGUAGAUUUUUCAUAGCGACCUAAUUAGAAAAAUGAUCAAGGAGUGCAUAAAAAAAUGCGUUGAGUGAUGAAGUGAGUGUAGGUGUAUGCCUAGUUGACAUGAUUCAGAUUUUUUGUUUCGACUAAGGACAUCGUCAAAUGGCUUUUUGAAUAAGAUUCAAUCGUGACAAAUGACGUUUUAAUGAAAUAAGUCCUAAAUGUUACUUUUUAAACCGCUUUGUUUGUUUUUUGUUUCAAAUA
Messenger RNA from Rotaria sp. Silwood2, 1896 nucleotides. Lineage: Eukaryota; Metazoa; Rotifera; Eurotatoria; Philodinida; Philodinidae. The record is from the annotation of a GenBank genome assembly.